CAAGGAGCCGUGAUGCGGAUGGCGGGGGCGUGGGCGCUCCCGGAAGAAGUCGCAAGCGGGGAGGCGAGGCCCUUUUUGUUGUCGGAGCGUUGGCGCAAGCGCAGUUGUUGCGCAGAGCCUGUCCUGGGUUCUCGGUGCCGGUUGUGUCUCGUCUUGCCGUCGGUUCCUCGCUUCGUCACCGGGUUCCCGCUGCGCCUUCCCUCUUUCCCUCUCUCGUGAGCCCUCGGAACGGAGGCUCCAUCAUGGCGAUGAACUACAACGCGAAGGAAGAGGCGGCGGCGGCGGCGGACGGGCACCCGUCGGGCGGCAUUGGCUCGAUGCCAGGCAGCAGCAGUAUGGGGGCCGGGGCUGCCGGGGGCGGCGGCGGCGGGGUGCCCGGGGGUGUCAUCGGGCUCGCCGCCAAGAGCCGCAAGCCCGACAACACGGCGUUCAAGCAGCAGCGUCUGCCGGCCUGGCAGCCCAUCCUCACCGCCGGCACCGUCCUGCCCGCCUUCUUUGUCAUCGGCUUCAUCUUCAUCCCCAUCGGCAUCAGCAUCUUCCUCGCCUCGAACAACAUCCGCGAGUUCGAGAUUGAUUAUACAGGAAUAGAAAAAGAUAGUCCCUGCCAUAAAUGUCUAAAUGAGUCCUGGAACAGCAUUUCUUGUCCUUGCACCAUUAAUUUCACACUGGAUCAGCCUUUUGAGAGCAAUGUGUUCAUGUAUUACGGUCUGUCCAACUUUUAUCAAAAUCAUCGUCGCUAUGUGAAGUCUCGAGAUGACAGCCAGCUAAAUGGCAAUUUAGCUGCUUUACGUGACCCCAGUAAGGAAUGUGAACCGUAUCGCACAGUUGGUAGGGCUGCCAUUGCUCCUUGUGGUGCUAUUGCUAACAGCAUGUUCAACGAUACAUUGGAAUUGUUCCGUCUUGAGCAUAAUGGGACAUAUCAAAGUAUUCAUUUGAAUAAAAAGGGUAUUGCUUGGUGGACAGACAAAAACGUGAAGUUCAGGAAUCCUGUUCAAGAUGGGAAAAACUUGACAACAGUUUUCAACGGCACAACAAAACCAAUUAACUGGCCCCGUCCAGUGUAUAUGCUGGAUGAGGAAGAUCCAGACAACAACGGGUUCAUCAAUGAAGACUUUAUUGUGUGGAUGCGUACUGCAGCGCUGCCCACAUUUCGUAAGCUGUAUCGCCUCAUAGAGAGGCAGGAUAGCUUACGUCCUACUCUACCAGCUGGAAAUUAUUCCUUGGUAAUAAAGUACAAUUAUCCUGUGCAUAGCUUUGAUGGACGAAAACGGAUGAUCUUAAGCACCAUUUCAUGGAUGGGAGGCAAAAAUCCAUUUCUGGGAAUUGCCUACAUGACUGUUGGCUCGAUUUGCUUUUUUCUCGGAGUAGUGCUGCUUAUCAUUAAUCACAAAUAUGGAAAUCGGAACAAUAGUGCAGAUAUUCCCAAUUAAUUCCAUUCUUCCAAAUCACAUGUACUGCAUGUGCAUCAAGGCCAGUCCAGAGUGGACACAGCUUUUUGAAAGCUCUAACCCUGGUAAAUGUUGCUUCUGACACAGAAUGCAUAAGUAUAUCUGAAGCCUUCCUUUCCCUUACAGUGGAUUAACUUGAAGAUAAUGGAUAUAAAAAUUAGCAGUAGAAACAGUGCUGACGAGAGGAUUGUUGAGGUUUGCCUCUUGCUGGACAGGUGCCAUGAUGCGCAUAUAGUCUUUCCUCACCUAAUGCAUCUGCUUCUUGUUUGUGUGCUUUGUAAUAAGUCAAUACUGUGUAUAGGCUGUGUGGCGAGAGUGUGUUUAGGACACUGUAGCCUGUUAAUAUUUUAAGGAGGUAAGGUGCAUUGGUGCUGUUGGAAGGAGAAGAGGACUUUCUAGUGUUCUGUCACAUGAUGCAUUGUGCGCAUGGGCUUUACUUUUCCUGCUGAAAUGUUUAUUAUAUUAUACCUGUACAGUUCAUUCUAUAUUGAGCCCAGCUACAUGUUCACAUUAUUUCCCCAUAAUUUUUCCUGGCAUGUGACCUAGUGUGACAAAAAGCUUACUUGUUAACCAAUGACUUCAAAAGUUACUUUCCACAUGGAAUCAAUAGCUGCAUAUAAAACUCUUGCUUUACAGUCUACAUGACUUGUGUGGUCUGAACCUCCAGCUGGAGAAGCAUGUCUCCAGCUGAAAUGGAGAGGUUCCAUUCUUAAACCAGGUAUAAUGUGUGUGCUAGCCCCAAAACUUUAUUUUCUCAGGUUAAAAGCAAGGCUUUUAGGAACGAAUCAUAAACCUUUUUGUAUUCCUAAUUUGAGAGAAUAAUUAAUCUUACUCUGGAGGGUGUUUCAGCUCUUUAACUCAAGUACUUGAGGUCAUCAAAAGUAACCUAAAAGUUGCCGUGGUAGGAUAAGUGGGGAUUUUUGCAUCUUGCACAUUUUCAAUUAAAACUGUCCAAAUUGUAAGAACCCAUUUAAAUGAUUAUAUAUAUAUAUAUAUAUAUAUAUAUAUAUAUAUAUAUAUAUAUAUAUAUAUAAAUUGCUAUGUAUAUGGAGGUUAUUUUAUGUGAAAUUGGCUUGUUGAUCUGAAUAUUUGCUAUUGAAUAAAUACUGUCAUUUGUGUAUGAAAUCAUAGUAUUACCAGAAAUGUGUAUAUAAUGCAGCUCAAUCUAUAGUGGCAGUCACACUGGAAAAGAGAUUCAGGAAGCUGCUAUAUAAACUCUAAUUUAUGGCAGAGAUCGUUUGCAGCAUAAUUUACUUAUAAUUUUUUGGAAUCAGAAAACUAGUUAUAAGGAGCUCUAAAGUUGUGAGAUGUCUCAUGGUUGAUACAGAAAAUGUACUUUCUAAAGAAAAGUACAUCAGUCAAAUAUCUUCCUGUGUCAACCAAAAAUCAUUGCAGUUGGGAAAACAUCUACAUACAUAAAUAAGGAAUAUUUAAAAAGGGUCAAAAUGACACACAUUAAGUUGGAAUGACUUGUGCAAAUGGAAGUUCUUUUGUGGAAAAGAAGAGGAAAAAGUUACUUCCACCAGUUUCCCCUGCUUACCUCCGAAUAUGCUCCUGGACCCUUAGAAAAUGAACCUUUCCUUUGCUCUUGUGUGACAGGACUUCUUCCAUUUGUGCAAGCUAUUCUUGGAUCCAAACCACAGCUCUCUAAAACAAGGAACAGCAAUUUCCCUAUCAACUUAGUUGUAUGAUUCUCAGCAACUUUAGCGAACAUCUGUCCCGUAUCGGUUAUGCACACGUUUGUCUAUGAGAAGAAAACACUUCUUUUCCCCUGGCCUUCUGUAAAGUGUGAUAAUUAAACUCUUAAGGUCUUGAA
Hemicordylus capensis (graceful crag lizard) is the source of this 3264-nucleotide messenger RNA. RefSeq names its product transmembrane protein 30A (gene CDC50A). NCBI's taxonomy places the organism in Eukaryota, Metazoa, Chordata, Lepidosauria, Squamata, Cordylidae. The coding region runs from base 243 to 1430 and encodes 395 amino acids. The transcript is spliced from 7 exons. Gene Ontology annotation, biological process: phospholipid translocation. Gene Ontology annotation, cellular component: endoplasmic reticulum; Golgi apparatus; plasma membrane. The record is from RefSeq and is a predicted model, not a curated record.